AUGUCUGGACGCGGUAAGGGAGGGAAGGGUUUGGGGAAGGGGGGCGCCAAGCGUCACCGUAAGGUGUUACGUGACAAUAUACAGGGAAUCACUAAGCCAGCCAUUCGUCGACUGGCUCGGCGUGGCGGGGUCAAGCGGAUCUCCGGUUUGAUAUACGAGGAGACCCGUGGGGUGCUCAAAGUGUUCCUGGAAAAUGUGAUUCGGGACGCCGUCACCUACACAGAACACGCCAAGCGCAAGACGGUCACAGCCAUGGACGUAGUUUACGCGCUCAAGCGCCAAGGGCGCACCCUUUACGGCUUUGGCGGCUAAGGUUUCUCAUUUCACUACCGCUUGCAUUUCUGAACCAAAGGCCCUUUUCAGG
Carlito syrichta (Philippine tarsier) is the source of this 364-nucleotide messenger RNA. RefSeq names its product histone H4. The transcript has a single exon. Gene Ontology annotation, molecular function: DNA binding; structural constituent of chromatin; protein heterodimerization activity. Lineage: Eukaryota; Metazoa; Chordata; Mammalia; Primates; Tarsiidae. Gene Ontology annotation, cellular component: nucleosome. The coding region runs from base 1 to 312 and encodes 103 amino acids. Gene Ontology annotation, biological process: nucleosome assembly. The record is from RefSeq and is a predicted model, not a curated record.